UCUUCCUCUCAGUGGGGCAAGUAGCUGUAAGAAAACUGCCAUGAACGCUCUCCUUACUGUUCUCGUCGGCUCGAUUUCGGCUGCUUCGGCGGGCUUCAUCGGUGGUGGCCACGGUGCGGUACCCAGCAUAGGCUACAGCUCUGGCUACGGGGCCGGCUACGGCUCGAGCUCUGGCUUUAGCUCUACCGGCACUGGUCUUUCCGUCGCUGCUGCUCCAGUUGCAGUCACCAGACCAGUCGCAGCGGUACCAGCUCGUACCUCAACAUCUUACGGCACAACGACCACCACCGUGACUACCCUACACGGCGCAGGAGCUGCUGGUCACGGUUAUGGCGCUGGUCUUGGAUAUGGGACCGGUGGUCUGGUUUACGCGACGAGCAGCGGCCUCGGUGGAGCUGGUAUUGGGUUCGGUUCGGGCUAUGGCGUCGGUGUUGCCGCAGUACCUGGCGUCGUACGCCCCGCUGUCACCGUGACUGCUGCACCGGCUGUCGCUGUGGCGCGUCCCGUCUCUGUAGCCGCUCCGGCUGUGUCAGUGGCUCGCCCAGUGGCAGUGGCUGCUGCUCCGGCCGUUCCCCUGGUUCGUCCCGUCACUUUCGCCGCUCCGGCUGUGUCAGUGACUGCUGCUCCGGCCGUUUCUCUGGCUCGGCCAGUCGCUGUUGCUGCUCCGGCUGUAGCUGUCACUCGCCCAGUGGCUCAGCCAGUAGCCAUCGCUGUCCCUGCUGUGUCCACUGUGGCGGUGGGUCCGGCUGUAGCGGUCGGAAGUGGACUGAGUGGUCUUGGCGCUGGUUUCGGUGUCCCUGGAGCUUUCGGUGGUGUCGGUUACAGCUCAGGCUAUGGUUCCGGCUACGGCGCUGGCUACGGUCGCGGCUAUGGCUCCAUCUAUGGUGCUGGUAUCGGCAUGCUCGGUGUCACAUACGUCAAAGGAGCCAAGUGGUAAACACCCAUGAAACACUUGUUCCUCUUCGACCAUCACGAAAUAUGUACAUGGACUUUUGUAUUUUUAACUUAUUUGAGAACGCACAUGUAAGGAGGCAUAGAACUUCACACCCUUCAGC
Molecule: messenger RNA, 1055 nt
Organism: Rhipicephalus microplus (southern cattle tick)
Lineage: Eukaryota; Metazoa; Arthropoda; Arachnida; Ixodida; Ixodidae
Source: RefSeq, a predicted model, not a curated record